Messenger RNA from Schizophyllum commune H4-8, 837 nucleotides. RefSeq lists its product as uncharacterized. NCBI's taxonomy places the organism in Eukaryota, Fungi, Basidiomycota, Agaricomycetes, Agaricales, Schizophyllaceae. The annotation marks the transcript as partial. The transcript has 3 exons. The record is from RefSeq and is a predicted model, not a curated record.
AUGUCGACGCGCUCUGGUAGCCCGCGGCCGGACAUCGCGCCCACCCCCACGUCGAGCACGCCCCCACCUCCUGCGCACCAGGCUAUACCAACAGACGUCCGCCCAGAGGACGCGUUCGACGACUCUGGGAUUGUCAUCGAAGGACUUUCUGGCCUAACACCCUCCCCCCAACCUUCCUCGACCCCGACGACAGGAUCCUCCUCCCCUGUAGCGCCUUUCCAAAAAGCGGCCUCGUUAACACCCCCACCGUCGGUGUCUUUCGAAUCACAGCCUGUCAAGUGGAAGGGUCUUCCCCUCGAGGCUGCGCUAUGGACCCUCGACUCGGAAGAGUUGCAGGAGAUCGUCUCGCGCGCCAUACGCUCAUCGGCACGCGAGUCGUACAUUCGCAUCCUCCCCGUGCGCCGCAUCGAUCACACCCUCCCUAACGAGCUCGCGCGCCUGGAUGCUGCGCGAGCGUCCGCACAAGCCCGCUACCGGUUCGGCGUGCACAGGCGCACCAUGCUUCUGCAGGCCCUCGCCGCGCAUUCGGGCGGCGCCGACGCUGCAGAAUAUUCGGCCCACAUCGCCAAGCAGCUUUCCGACGUAAUGGCAGAGUGCGACGCUUGCACGGACGCGCUGGUGCGCGCAGUCGACCAUACUGCGCAGAUCAACCGCCUUCUCGACCAACACUGGGGCAGCGCGCUUGCGAUCGCGCUGAGGAAGCUCAACACCAGCUACGGCCGUCGCUCUACGCAGCUCAGCACGGCACGCGAGCGUAUCAGCCAGCUUGAGGCUGAGGUCGAUGAGGCAUGGAACCAGGCGCACAAGAUGGCACAGGAGAUUGAUCAAAUCGAGGAC